CCCCCGGGUCCUGACUUGCAGCCACUUCUGGGGUGGAACACGCUGGAGCCGGCCUAGCUGGGAGCCCCGCUGCAUGGAUGUCGUGAUCAGGAAGCCAGCAGGGCAGUAGGAAUGCCACAGCCGCCCGUCGGGAGCAUUUCAAACAGCCCCAGGAGGCUCCCGGGACCCUGCCGACACGGCCCAGGAAGGGAGAGAACCAACGGGACAGCCAGGAACAAAUGGAUGAGGGGAGGAGGAAGGUGCCAUAACAAUGCUGACCACUGGAUGGCGCCCUCACUCUGGGCAAGGGCCAGUCAGGACAAAGAGAUGGGGAAGCUGCAAUACAGGCAUGGGCCACUGGGUGGCGCCUUGGCAGGCAGUGUUGAGCUGGGAAUUCACUGCUAGGAGAGUGGUGUGAUUCCACGCCCCCGUAUCGCCUCUCUCCAGAGGGGAUCCCAUUACAGCCAGAUUCCCCCUGCACGCACACACCUAUGGGGAUCCCAUUCCAGCCAAAAUGCUCUCUAGUCAGCCCCCUCCUGUGACUGACGUUUUUUAUUCCAGAAGUUAGUGCUUUUGAUUGGGUACAGAGAACAUCCCAUUGCUUCUAUAUAAAAUGUUUCCCUACGAGCCACUUCCGUGAAACAUAAGAUGCUGCUGCAGCUCUGGUGGAAAAAGACCCCACAACGGGCAGCCCUGGAAUUAGAACCAACUCAGAACACGGCUCUGGGCAUCAUAUCCCCCAGCUAGAAAUGGUCAUUGCAAACACCGUAUGACCCCAGUAAGAAACCAAGUCCAGACGACUCCCUAAAACUUGGAGUUGUAGCUAAGGAGCACCCAAGUACCUGCCUACAAGCUAAUGAGCAAAGCCCAGGCUCCCCUUUGUUAAUGUCAGGUUAGAGACAGAAGCCCAGUGAAUGUGUUAUCUGGUCACAAGGGAACUCUGACUCCAUUUACAGAGAAACCUGGGACCAGGUCCAAGAACCAGCUUAUCUCUGAACCUUCAUAAAUGUCGGUUUAGUCUUUGGGAAACAAUUCGCUCUUCCAGCUGGCCAAAGAGCAGUAACGAACACUGCUUUAACGAAUCACGCAUAAACAAGGCAACGAAUUAUCUGCCUGGAUCCAAAGGGCAAUCACAUGAGCCUGGAUAAGCCUGGGGCCGGAUCUUUCAGAGGAUAAAUAGACGCUGACACACCAAUAGGAGGUGCCCUUGUUUGACAGAGCCCUGUACAAAUACCCACCCGACGUGGGCACUGGGUCAGUUGCCGGAGGGACGAGGUUCGACGCAGACACAAAGGUCCUACGCCUCCUAUCUCCGGCGCGCUCACCAUGGCUUUUUUGACCCAGGACCAACAAAGUAUGAUCACCCGGGGGAUGAAGUCCCUGGUGUCUCUGGCCAGGGAGCUGAGCUCUUCCAGUGUCAACCCAGACGCUCACAAGGAGAUGCAGGGACACGCCCGGCGUGCGUGCGAGGAAAUGAAAGCUGUGGAGAGCCAGCUGGAAAGCCAGAAGCACAUCGUGGACUCCCACUACGUGACCCUGCUGGAGAAGAGGGCACACCUGAACAAUGAAAAGAGUCAAAGAGAAUUAAGCCAGGCGCUCUUACAGAUCCAACUGAAACAUCACGCGAACACCAAGGCCUACGCCCAAGAAAUGCUCAGCGCGGCAGAGGGGCACCUGAAGGAGCUCCAGGAUUUGCAGAAGGAGGUGAGGAAGGAGAAAAACUGGCUUAAAAUGGCAAGAACCAUCGCCCUGCUGUUCAUGCCUCUUUCCACGCUCAUGGCUGGGAUCGUAGCCGCCAUUUUCCAGACCUCUCUGAACAUGGCUCAGAGAGCUGACCGGGAGCUGCAAAAAGCUAUUGAUCUGUACAACACCAAAAUCUCUGAAUACAAACAAAGCCUUUGCAGAUACGACCUUGAGAAGGAAGAAAUUGACGUGAAGAGUCAUGCUGAUGAGAAAAAAAUGGAGGCGCUCACGAGGGAACUUUUAGAACUGGAGAAGACAAUGGAAAAGAAGGAGCAGUUUCUCCGCAACCUGUCUCUGCUGGUCGGGAACUUAGAGGUACUUGAGUCAAAGUUGGACAUAGACUAUGAAACUACCUGGGAGGUUCUGGCAGUGGAUGUGCUUGAAAGCCUGGAAGGGGACCAGAGGUUGUUGAACUUCCUGGAUGGAAAGGAAAUCCGGAGCCUGGUCCAGGAUCUAAAAAAAAUCAUUAAGUCAAGGGCAGCCAUCUAGAGCAAGGCUGCUGACAGAGGUGAAUGGGAUGUGUCUAAUUCAGAUUAAAGUCAGUGGGAUUGUAUUUAUAGUGGAGUAACGGAUCAGCAUUCAACUGCAGCCCCAUGGAGUACUGCGGGGUUGCUCCAGAUGUAUAGUAGGAUAAAGUGGAAAUCAGAGGGGUGGGGGAAGUGAGUGAAAGGGUUUCACCUGCUGAGAAGGGGGACCCCAUAAAACCGCUUUAUACAUCAUGACUUCUGCAUCUGGCUUAGGAAAUGCGACCUAUCUUUGCAAAUCAUAGCAUCAUCGUGCACUACAACGGGAAGGGACCUCGAGAGUCCUCAUGGCAGGACCCAGCACCGUCUAGAGCAGCGGUUCCCAACCUUUUCCAGAAGGGGAUC
Molecule: messenger RNA, 2591 nt
Organism: Pelodiscus sinensis (Chinese soft-shelled turtle)
Lineage: Eukaryota; Metazoa; Chordata; Testudines; Trionychidae
Source: RefSeq, a predicted model, not a curated record